AUGGUUCAUAUAGCCUUUGACCCAAGGACAAUCGGUUACGACGACCAUCAUAUAUCUAUCAGCCAAGUAGGACAAGGCGCAGAUGAAAACUAUUACUAUUUUCGUGGACUAAAUCCUUAUCAACGUGGAUACGGGAGACAAGCGGGUGGUGGAGUCGGAGAUGUACUCAGAAAUUUUUGGCGUUUCCUCCUACCGUAUGCAAAACGCGCGGGUACAGCUGUAGCAAAGGAAGCAUUGGAUACUGGUGGGAGAAUUUUAGAAAGUGUGGGGAAUCCAGAAUUUGGCAAAGAAGAUUCUAACCCAAAUUUUAAGCAGACAGUAAUAAGUGAAGGAAAACGGGGGUUGGACAGAUUACUCGAGAAAGGAGGAUUGCCAAAACAAUUUGGAACCGGAUUGCGAGCCAGAGCUAGUAUAAAAGGACUCAAAAGAAAUCGUAAACCUCAUUCAACAUUUUCAAAGGAAAAAAGUCAUCAACUCAUUAUUGGAAGACCUCCAUCUCUUACCCCAAAAAAGAAACGUCAAAAAAUAGACACAUUCGGUCUUUAUUAA
This is a messenger RNA of Meloidogyne enterolobii, 549 nucleotides long. Lineage: Eukaryota; Metazoa; Nematoda; Chromadorea; Rhabditida; Meloidogynidae. The record is from the annotation of a GenBank genome assembly.